AUGGGUGACGUCGCGGCAAGGCAGUUCGAUUGCCUCAUGUUGAAUGGUAAGAACUACCAGACCUGGGUUGUGGAUUGUCAGUUCCACUUGGCAGCUAUGCAGUUGAUUUAUACAAUCACUCCACGUGCGGAUGGUGCACCUGCAGUCCCAGCGCAUGAGAUUGCCAAAGCUUCUAUUUUCCUGAGGCACCAUAUCCACAAAGACCUCAAGCAGGAGUAUCUUGAGGUGCGUGACUCGCUUACGCUGUGGCUAGCGCUCGAGGAGCGUUUUGGCAAGCAAAAGACAGUGGUCCUCCCUCAGGCCAGGCGUGAUUGGUCACAAUUGCGCUUCCUCGACUUCAAGACUGUGGAGGCCUACAACUCUGCACUUCACCGUAUUGUUGGCCAGCUUCGCUUCUGUGGGCAGAGAGUCACAGAUGCCGAGAUGAUUGAGAAGACUCUCGAGACCUUCCACCCUUCAAAUAUGAUGCUCCAGGAGCAGUACCGUAAUAAUAGGUACAGAAAGUAUUCUGAACUUAUUAAUGUCCUUCUUGCUGCCGAGACUCAAAAUGAGCUCUUGAUGAAAAUUUUUAAUAUGCGCCCUGUUGGCUCAAAUGCAUUGCCUGAAGCACAUGCAAGUUUUCACAAGAAGAAUAAGACCUUUUACAAGAAAGGCAUGCACAGCAAGAAGCAAGGUCAUAAUGAGGGGAAGUUUAAGAAGCAAUUUAAUAGAGGCCAGAAGCCUCGCGGCCAAGAAAAAGGUAAGGCCCAGAAUGGCCAGAAAGGUGAUGGAAAUAUGAGUGAGCAUCCAAACAAGGGUUGCUUCCGUUGUGGAUCAAUGAACCAUUGGUCUCGCCAAUGUAGGACUGAACCACACCUGAUCCAGAUGUAUCAGGAUUGGAAGAAGCGUCAAAAUGCAGAGGCUCAUUUUGUUCAGGCACCUGUUGAUGCCGUGACUGGAGAGCACGUUGCGGUGCUACCCCAAUCUAUCCAGAAGAUAGAUGAUACUUCUGCUGCUAUGGAUGUUGAUCCAACUGAUGCCACUCCAGCUACCCAGGAUGGCGACGAUGAUUACAACCUCGAUGAAGAGGACACCCUCGACGAUGACUAUGGGGACAUGGAGUAG
Panicum virgatum (switchgrass) is the source of this 1104-nucleotide messenger RNA. RefSeq lists its product as uncharacterized. Gene Ontology annotation, molecular function: nucleic acid binding; zinc ion binding. Lineage: Eukaryota; Viridiplantae; Streptophyta; Magnoliopsida; Poales; Poaceae. The record is from RefSeq and is a predicted model, not a curated record. The transcript has a single exon. Bases 1 to 1104 code for a protein of 367 amino acids.